AUGGCGAGCACGGCGGGAACGACGGUGCUGAAGGGACGGCGAGCACGGCAGGUACGGCGGUGCUGCAGGGAUGGCGAGCACGACAAGCACGACGGGGACGGCGGUGACGGCGGGGACGGCGAGGACGGCGGGGACGGCGGGGACGGCGAGGACGGCGGGGACGGCGGUGACGGCGGGGACGGCGAGGACGGCGGGGACGGCGAGGACGGCGGGGACGGCGAGGACGGCGGGGACGGCGGUGACGGCGGUGACGGCGGUGACGGCGGGGACGAGGACCAACAAGUGCUACCAGAUGCAGCGUUAGUGCACUGUGUUCACCAGCGUUAG
Molecule: messenger RNA, 327 nt
Organism: Peronospora farinosa
Lineage: Eukaryota; Oomycota; Peronosporomycetes; Peronosporales; Peronosporaceae
Source: the annotation of a GenBank genome assembly